GGGAGGGGGAGGGGCUCGCUCCAAGAUGGCGGCGCCCGUGGUGCGGCGCGGCUGCCUUCUGUCCCGGAACGUGCCUCUGCUUUCGCGCUCCCUGGCAGGUAAAAGAGGCCUGCUUUCUGCAGCGUACGUGGACAGCCACAAAUGGGAAGCAAGAGAAAAAGAACAUUGUCACCUGGCUGAUCUAGCAUCUUUAAUGGAUAAAACAUAUGAGAGAAAAUUGCCUGUUAGUUCUUUAACAAUAUCACGGUUUGUGGACAACAUUUCCUCUAGAGAAGAGAUAGACCAUGCAGAGUAUUACCUUUACAAAUUUCGACACAGCCCCAACUGCUGGUACCUGAGAGACUGGACUAUCCACACCUGGAUUAGGCAGUGUUUAAAAUACGGUGCACAAGACAAAGCCUUAUAUACUCUUGUAAACAAGGUCCAGUAUGGAAUUUUUCCUGAUAACUUUACAUUCAAUUUACUGAUAGAUUAUUUCAUAAAGAAAGAAAAUUACAAAGAUGCUUUAUCUGUGGUUUUUGAGAUCAUGAUGCAAGAAGCCUUUGAGGUACCUUCCACCCAGCUUCUGUCCCUCCAUGUGUUAUACCAUUGCCUGGCCAAGAAGACAGACUGCAGUUGGGAAGAGGAAAGGAACUUUGGUGCAUCCCUGUUACUCCCAGGCCUAAAGCAAAAGAACUCGGUGGGGCUGAGUUCCCAGUUGUAUGGCUAUGCACUUCUUGGGAAGGUGGAGUUGCAGCGAGGGCUGCGGGCUGUGUACCAUAACAUGCCCCUGCUGUGGCAACCCGGCUACCUUGACAGAGCCCUUCAAGUGAUGGAGAAGGUGGCCUCGUCCCCGGAGGAUGGAAAGCUAUGUGCAGAAGCGCUGGCUGUGCUGGACAGAACGCUGACGGCUCUGACUGCCCCGGCCCCGCAGUCUUCAGAGGAACAGCCCCGAGAAGGGGAAGACGGCCAGGGCUCAGGAGACCUGCUAGAGCAGCUGGACAUAGAGGAGACGGAACAGUCCAAGCUUCCCCGGUACCUGGAACAGUUUAAGGACUUGCAGUCUAAGCUUGAGGCCCUGGGCAGAGUUGAGUCAGAGAGCCUUUUGGCUCUGACCACCCGGCUAAUCCAGGAGCAGCUCCCCACCUGUGAAGCCGAGGACAUGGCCACCUAUGAGCAGAAGCUGCAGCAGUGGCAUCUGGAGCGGGUGCACUUGAUUCAGAGGGAGCAGGAGCAGAGGGAGAGGGCAAAGCGGGAACAUGAGGCCCGGAGAGCAGCAAAGGCAGCUGCCUCACAGGCCCACGGGGCCCCAGCGCCCACCACCAGAGCCUCUCUAGAGCCCCGUCCUGGCAUUCCCAGGGACCAUGCAGCAGCCUCGGCCCCCUCUGCCUGCCUGUCCUCCUAAAGCAGGCCGUUUGUGGUAUCAGAGCCACAGUGUUUAACGUCCUAAGGCAGCAUGACUUCCCAUGAGAUGCUGAGAAAGGCUGCAGAACUGUGAGUGGCCAGUGGUCAGACUGAAGCCCCAGCUAAACACCUUAGAUGCGGUGCAUCCAAGGUGUAUGGUGGGGUCAGGGAUCGACGUUUAACACGGAAGGUCCCUGAUCCGAGGGCACCCGGGAGGCUCAGCGGUGGAGUGUCUGCCUGUGGCUCAGGGCGUGACCCUCGGGUUCCGAGAUUGAGUCCCGCAUCGGGCUCCCUGCAGGGGCCUGCUUCUCCCUCUGCCUGUGUCUCUGCCUCUCUCUGUGUAUCUCUCAUGAAUAAAUAAAUAAAAUCUUCAAAAACGAAAGAAAGUUCCUGAUCCAUAGCAGUGGUGGAGGGAAGGGCCAUGGUUCAACAACCUGGUGUCGAGCACAGGCUUCUGAAUAGUCUCUCUCCCCCCAGGGGCAACUGUGUGUCCAGAGGCCUCGUCCCCCCAGCAUCCUCCCCGCCUGAGCUGGGGGUGCGAUGCCCACACAUCUCACCUUUUCCCUCCCCCGUGUCUCCUCCCUGCGGACGUGAAGUUGGAAGAAAUUGAGGACAAGAGUGAACACAGCACCACGAACCUACUGGCUUUCAAAUUUCGGGCACCGCCACUGACCUGUUUAGAAUGGAAGGCCUUUUGAGGAGGAAGCUAGCUCUAGCCCUGAAGCCCCCUUGGCUUGGCUUCUCCAUCUUGUUGGGGUAACUUCUUUCCAAAGCAUUCUCAGCUUCCCCAAGGAGGUAAAGGCUUGCCUCUUGUGUCCACACGUGCACACAUGUACAACCUGUCAACACCCAUUUCGGUUGGAGAAGUCGUAGAAAACUAGAAGCAGGCUGGGGCUUGUGUGCAUGGGAGAUGUGGGUGAUUGUGCAACUGCAACCGUUGGGAGGUGGAAAUUCCUUCCUGAAGUUUCUCUGUGAAAGGGGUCAGGGACGGCUCUUGCUUGCUGUGUAAUUUUGCCUUUAUGUACUGUGUCAUGCUGCUACCCGAGCUUGUGCUCUUUGAUCAGGAACCGGUAGAAAUAAAUGUUCUGGGAUU
Molecule: messenger RNA, 2476 nt
Organism: Nyctereutes procyonoides (raccoon dog)
Lineage: Eukaryota; Metazoa; Chordata; Mammalia; Carnivora; Canidae
Gene: MRPS27
Product: mitochondrial ribosomal protein S27
Exons: 11
Coding region: 26-1384 (452 amino acids)
Cellular component (GO): mitochondrion
Molecular function (GO): protein binding
Source: RefSeq, a predicted model, not a curated record